Messenger RNA from Bufo bufo (common toad), 2314 nucleotides. It is a transcript of the gene PAX3, whose product is annotated as paired box 3. The transcript is spliced from 9 exons. Lineage: Eukaryota; Metazoa; Chordata; Amphibia; Anura; Bufonidae. The coding region runs from base 29 to 1486 and encodes 485 amino acids. The record is from RefSeq and is a predicted model, not a curated record. Gene Ontology annotation, biological process: regulation of transcription by RNA polymerase II; anatomical structure development. Gene Ontology annotation, molecular function: RNA polymerase II cis-regulatory region sequence-specific DNA binding; DNA-binding transcription factor activity, RNA polymerase II-specific.
GCAACUAACUUUGGGACACUUACCCAAAAUGACAAGCCUGGUUGGAGCUGGGCCAAGAAUGAUGAGACCAGCUCCGGGACAGAACUACCCCAGGAGUGGAUUCCCACUGGAAGUGUCCACUCCUCUAGGCCAAGGCAGAGUGAACCAGCUGGGUGGAGUGUUCAUCAAUGGCAGGCCCCUGCCCAACCACAUCAGGCAUAAGAUAGUAGAGAUGGCCCACCAUGGCAUCCGCCCCUGUGUCAUCUCCCGCCAGCUCCGGGUGUCCCAUGGCUGCGUCUCCAAGAUCCUGUGCAGGUACCAGGAGACCGGCUCCAUCAGGCCAGGGGCCAUCGGGGGCAGCAAACCCAAGCAGGUGACCACUCCUGACGUGGAGAAGAAGAUCGAGGAGUACAAGAGGGACAACCCGGGUAUGUUCAGCUGGGAGAUCCGGGAUAAGCUGCUGAAGGACGGGCUGUGUGAUCGGAACGGCGUCCCGUCAGUCAGUUCCAUUAGCCGCAUUUUGAGGAGUAAAUUUGGAAAAGGAGAAGAGGAUGAUAUGGACCUGGAGAGGAAAGAACAGGAGGAACAAGAGAAGAGGACAAAACACAGUAUAGACGGGAUCCUGAGAGAGAGAGCUCCUUCAUCUCCCCACUCUGAAGAAGGUUCUGACAUUGACUCUGAACCAGACCUCCCCUUGAAGAGGAAGCAGCGAAGAAGCAGGACCACUUUCACAGCCGAACAGCUGGAGGAACUAGAGAGAGCAUUUGAGAGAACUCAUUAUCCAGAUAUUUACACUCGGGAAGAACUUGCUCAGAGAGCCAAGCUAACUGAGGCCCGAGUUCAGGUGUGGUUUAGUAACCGCCGUGCCAGGUGGAGGAAGCAAGCAGGAGCCAAUCAGUUAAUGGCUUUUAAUCACCUGAUUCCAGGGGGUUUUCCACCUGCGGCCAUGUCAGCUCUGCCAACCUACCAAUUAUCAGAGACUUCCUACCAACCUACAUCCAUACCACAAGCUGUGUCUGAUCCAAGCAACACGGUUCACAGACCCCAACCUCUCCCUCCGAGCAGUGUUCACCAAAGCAGCCUUCCUUCCAACCCUGAGAACAGCUCGGCCUACUGCCUGCCCAGCGGCCGGCAUGGAUUUUCCAGUUACACAGACAGCUUUGUACCCCCAUCUGGGCCUUCCAACUCCAUGAACCCCAGCAUUGGCAAUGGCCUUUCACCUCAGGUAAUGGGUCUCCUUACUAAUCAUGGUGGAGUGCCUCACCAACCUCAGACUGACUAUGCCUUAUCACCAUUAACUGGAGGUCUUGAACCCAGCACUGCUGUGUCAGCAAGCUGCAGCCAGAGACUAGAACACAUGAAGACAUUGGAUAGUCUAUCAACAUCUCAGUCAUACUGUCCACCAACUUAUAGCACAUCAGGAUACAGCAUGGAGCCUGUAACGGGAUACCAAUAUAGCCAGUAUGGACAGAGUGCCUUUCAUUAUCUGAAGCCAGAUAUUGCGUAGAGUGACUUUCUUUCUGAUGGUGGUAGAACCGGAAGUUUGGACAAGGUGGAUAAUCUCACAGUUUAGCAGCACCAACUGGAGCUUGACUGCAAGACAAAUAAGUAGAUGAUAAUGACUUAUUUUAUGGAAGUGAAGAGGAUAAUGAGAAAUAUUAUAAUGCAGCAGGCUGUGUAGGACAUAAUUGGACAUCCCACCAUUCUCCUGGAAUGACUUAUCUAAAAAGAGGGCAACUGUUCCAAGCAUGGAAGCCACAACUGUACGACUCAACAGAGAUGUGCUUUGGAAGUCAAGCUUUUCCCAGGUUUCCACAAGAGGCUGAAUUCAAGCCCUUGAAAGAGCUGACGAAAACACAAGAAUUAAGGAGUUCAUGAAGAGAUUUUAUUUUUUUUGUACCCUGGUUAGUAGCAAAGUGAUGAGACAGCUGUUAAGGAGAAACCUUUCUGUGAUAGCCACAGUCUCAUACAUGGCACAGGGCAGGGAAUACACAGGAUUUUGUGCCUCCUGGGCUUGGUCCUAGUUAAAUGCUCUCACUUUGCAGCUAGAUUUGACUGUACAGAUAACAUUCCAUGUUACAAAUACAAGCUUGAUCAUCUACUUGUUAUUUAGGGUUGACGUAAAUAGACACACAAUGUCUAAUGUUUAUUAAGACUUUACUAGGAUUAACACCCAGCAUUUAAGAACUGGCAAAUAUAUUUGGCGUAAGAAAUAAAUAACUAAGAGGAGAACGCCCAGCGCCAAAUUCUGACUGAAAGACAUUGAUUUCAUGGCUGUCAAUCAACGUGCAAUAACAUACCUCACUUCGACUUCCCUUUCAUGUUUUGCAAAUAC